Molecule: messenger RNA, 411 nt
Organism: Podospora pseudocomata
Lineage: Eukaryota; Fungi; Ascomycota; Sordariomycetes; Sordariales; Podosporaceae
Exons: 1
Coding region: 1-411 (136 amino acids)
Source: RefSeq, a predicted model, not a curated record
AUGACAACCCCUGUCCCUACUCCCCUCCUUAAACUCCCCCUCCUCCUCCACCUCCUGACCGAAACCCCCGCCUCCCUCUCCUUUUUGUUCUUCCCCCAUUCCCAACUUCCCUCCGCAUCCCCCCAAGCUCUCCUCAUCCUCCGAAACUACGGCGGCCUCCUCCUCUCGACCAACCUAAUCACCCUCAUCUUCCUCCUCCGACCAAACUUCGACUCUUUGUCUGCGCUUGUGGCGCUGUCACUGGGGAGUUACCACAUCUGGCCUAUCUACCGGGCUUCUGCCCGGCUCAACCUCGCACAAGGGAAGAGGGAAAACGAAGAGAAAGUCCUGGGGGGACCGGUGGUGCACUUUUGGGUUCAUGUCUUUUGUCUAGUUUCGCUGGUCGGGAGUGGGGUUUUUGGGCUGGGGUGA